AGAGAGAGAGAGACAGGCGCUGUCCCGCCCACAUCGUCCUCAGAGCUAGGACACCAGCGAGACGGACCGGGGGCAGCAGGUGCGCUCCAGUGAGGGGGCGGGGUCAAGGGUCAGCCUGCAGGAAAGUUCGGGACUCCACCUUUAUCUUCAUCAUCAUCAUCAUCAUCAUCAUGUCCCGCGUGAGAGCGGCGCCCGUUUGGCCCGCGCCACGGCCAGCGGCCCGCAGCCCAGCUCGGUGGCGCCGGGCCGGGGCCUCCCGCGCUCACAUCUGACGUGCCGCUCAAGUCGGACGGCGAGGGGCGGCGGCGGCGGCGUGAGAGGCGGAGCCAAAGAUGCGUUUCUGGUGGACUUUGACCGUCGGGUUCUGGAGCGUCUGCGGCGAGCUGCCGUUCAUCGCCGACAACAACGCGGCCAUGCUGGUCAACUGGAACUCGGUUGACGGGAACAAGAAGCUGUACGCUAUCUACGACACAAGCGUCAACGAGCCCGGCAACAUGUCUUUUGUUAAGGAGACCGUGGACAAGCUGCUGAAGGGGUAUGACAUCCGGCUGAGACCGGACUUUGGGGCUACCCCGGUUGCUGUUGGCAUGAGCAUAGACGUGGCCAGCAUAGACAUGGUGUCAGAGGUCAACAUGGACUACACGCUGACCAUGUACUUCCAGCAGUACUGGAGGGACAAGCGCCUGGCCUACCUGGGCAUCCCCCUCAACCUGACCCUGGACAACCGCGUGGCCGACCAGCUGUGGGUGCCCGACACCUACUUCCUCAACGACAAGAAGUCCUUCGUGCACGGCGUCACCGUCAAGAACCGCAUGAUCCGACUGCACCCCGACGGCACCGUCCUCUACGGCCUGCGAAUCACCACCACGGCCGCCUGCAUGAUGGACCUGAGGAGAUACCCGCUGGACGAGCAGAACUGCACGCUGGAGAUCGAGAGCUACGGCUACACGACCGACGACAUCGAGUUCUACUGGAAAGGAGGCGACACGGCGGUGACGGGCGUGACGCGAAUUGAGCUCCCGCAGUUCUCCAUCGUGGACUACAAGCUGGUCUCCAAGAACGUGGUCUUCUCCACCGGUGCCUACCCUCGCCUGUCGCUCAGCUUCAAGCUGAGGAGAAACAUCGGCUACUUCAUCCUGCAGACGUACAUGCCCUCCACCCUCAUCACCAUCCUGUCCUGGGUCUCCUUCUGGAUCAACUACGACGCCUCGGCCGCCAGAGUAGCUUUAGGCAUCACCACCGUGCUCACCAUGACAACCAUCAACACCCACCUGAGGGAGACGCUACCCAAGAUCCCCUACGUGAAAGCCAUCGACGUCUACCUGAUGGGAUGCUUCGUCUUCGUCUUCUUGGCGCUGCUGGAGUACGCCUUCGUCAACUACAUCUUCUUUGGGCGAGGGCCACAGAUUCAGAAGAGGCUGGCCGAGAAGGCGCUGAAAGCCAACAAUGACCGCGCCAACUUCGACCGGCCCACGGCCGACUCCCAGGGCAACAUCCUGCUGACCACCUUGGAGAUCCACAACGAGGUGGGAGGUAACGAGGUCACCACCAUGUUGUGCGAGACCACACAUAACUCCGCCCCCUUGGCGCUGGACAACUCCUCGGGCGUGCAGCACAGGAGGAGCAGCGAGUGGUCGGGCCGCCGCAGCCUGGACAAGAACGCCCAGCUCAGGAGGAGCCGACUGAGGCGGCGCUCGUCGCAGCUCAAGAUCAAAAUCCCCGACCUGACGGACGUGAACACUAUCGACCGCUGGUCUCGCUUCAUCUUCCCUUUCAGCUUCUCCUUCUUCAACGUCGUCUACUGGCUUUAUUACGUCAACUAACUUGUGACUCUUUGUGCUGUUGUGUGUCGCAAACAUGCUUUGUCUCUUUUAGAACCCGCCUGUGACCUCCUGUCCUCACUCCAGAUGCCAGCCAGUGUUGGAACACGCCCACAAUGUUGGAACACACCCACAAUGUUGUG
Entelurus aequoreus (snake pipefish) is the source of this 1963-nucleotide messenger RNA. RefSeq names its product gamma-aminobutyric acid type A receptor subunit beta3 (gene gabrb3). The transcript is spliced from 10 exons. Gene Ontology annotation, cellular component: synapse; neuron projection; membrane. Gene Ontology annotation, molecular function: extracellular ligand-gated monoatomic ion channel activity; neurotransmitter receptor activity; GABA-A receptor activity. The record is from RefSeq and is a predicted model, not a curated record. The coding region runs from base 333 to 1823 and encodes 496 amino acids. Lineage: Eukaryota; Metazoa; Chordata; Actinopteri; Syngnathiformes; Syngnathidae. Gene Ontology annotation, biological process: signal transduction; monoatomic ion transmembrane transport; regulation of membrane potential.